GCUGAGGGAGGAAGAGGAAGAGCCGAGCGAAGCAGCGAACAGAGACUUUCAGCGAAGAUGAAGGAGUGUGUUCUGGUUCUGCUGGUCCUGGGUCUGAUCCUGGUUCUGAGCCGGUGUGAGGCCCGAUCUCCUUAUCAGGCGGUUCUGCAGCACAGCCGCAUCCGGGGCCGCCAGCAGGGACCAAACGUUUGUGCGAUGCAGCAGAUCAAAGGAACCGACAGAAAAUACUUCACCAACUGCAAACAGUGGUACCACCGCAAGGUGUGCGGCCAGCCCACUGUGAUCACGUACGAGUGUUGCCCGGGAUAUGAGAAGAUUCCAGGAGAGAAAGGAUGUCCUGCUGCGCUGCCCCUGGUCAACAUCUACAACACUCUGGGUGUGGUCGGAGCCUCCACCACGCAGAUGUACUCUGACCGAGCCAAACUGAGGGAGGAGGUCGAAGGUCCAGGAAGCUUCACCUUCUUCGCCCCGAGCAACGAGGCCUGGGCUGCUCUGCCCACAGAGAUCCUCGAUGCUCUGGUGAGCAACGUGAACAUCGAGCUGCUGAACGCUCUUCAUUACCACAUGGUGAACCGCCGCCUGACCUCGGAGGAGCUGAGACACGGGUCCUCCUUCGCCUCCAUGUACCAGGACUUCCACGUUCACAUCCACCACUACAGCAACGGAAUCGUGACAGUGAACUGUGCUCGUCUGAUCAAACCCGACCAACACGCCACCAACGGCAUUGUGCAUGUGGUCGACCGUGUCAUCACCGCCAUCUCCAGCGACGUGAUGACGCUGAUCGACGUGGACGAGGACCUGGAGACGCUGCGUACGGCCAUCGCCGCCGCAGGUCUGACCCCGAUGCUGGAGAGCGACGGGCAGUACACCGUCUUCGCUCCCACCAAUGAAGCCUUCGAGAAGAUUCCUCCGGAGACCCUGAACAGGAUCCUUGGAGACCCCGUUGCUCUGAAAGACCUGCUGAACUACCACAUCCUGAAGCAGAUGCAGUGCGCCGAGUCCAUCGUGUCGGGGACUCCGAUGGAGACGCUGCAGGGAACCGUCCUGGAGGUCGGCUGUGACCGUGACCUCAUGACCCUGAACGGGAAGGCCAUCGUCACCAAGAAGGACCAGCUGGGAACCAACGGAGUGGUCCACUACAUCAACGAGCUGCUGAUCCCAGACUCAGCGAAAACUCUCCUGGAGCUGGCCGAAGGUUCAUCUGUUACCACGGCAACCACGUUGUUUGUUGAGGCCGGCCUCAGCCCCCACCUGACGGGUUCCGAGGCUCUGACCCUGUUAGCUCCGCUCAACGACGCCUUCAAAGGCAGUGUGACGAUGUCUCCUGACAGGAAGAAGCUGAUGACUAACCACCUGGUGAAGCAGCAGCUGUCCUCCAAGUCUCUGUACCACGGUCAGGAGCUGGAGACGCUGGGAGGUCUCUCACUCAGAGUCUUCGUCUACAGAAACAAUCUGUGCAUCGAGAACGCCUGCAUCGCAGCUCACGAUAAGACCGGACGUUACGCCUCCAUGUUCACUGUGGACAAAGUCCUCACUCCACCGAUGGGAACCAUCAUGGACAUCCUGAAGGCAGACGACCGCUUCAGUCUCCUGGUCGGAGCCAUCCAGACGGCGGGGAUGACGGAGCUGUUGAACCAGCAGAGGGCGCACACCUUCUUUGCUCCCACCAACGACGCCUUCAACGCCAUGCCACGUCUCCAGCUCAACAACCUGUUGCGCGACCACCAGGAGCUGUCGGCCAUGCUCAGGUAUCAUCUGGGCGAAGGCGUGUUGGUCAGCGGGGGCGUGGCCUCUCACACCAGAGUCAAGCCUCUGCAGGGAGAGAAGCUGGAGCUGGGCCUGCGGAACUACACCGUCUACGUCAACAAGGUCCCGGUGGCCGACGCAGACCUGAUGGCGACUAACGGAGUUGUGCACGCUGUCGACAGCAUCAUCAGAUCUCUGCCUCCCAAAGUGGACAGAGAACAGGCGGACGGACCUGCGUCUCCUCUCAGAUCAGCUGCUUCCUCCAGGGCCGAGGCCAAGAGCUUCAGGAACGACGACCUCUUCCAGAAGGUGAUCCGGAGUCGCUCCAGCAGGACCAUGAGUCAAUGAGAGACUUGCCACAACCCCCGAGGAACCGAAGAAUGAGAACCACAGAACGCCUUCUCAGCCCAAAGGGUCAAAUGUCUCAAACCUUAAAUCCUGUGAAAUCCUCGAAAAAGUUUGUUCCCUACGAUCAGGAAAAGUUUCAGAGUCGUCCAAACCAAAGAUUCAGAUUAAACACGUGAAAACGAUUCAUUUAGAAAAAUUAACUUUCAUCAGUGUUUGUUGUUUUAUCACCGCCUCUGUGGGUUGUUGAAAGGCAUUCUGGGAGAUGUAGUUUUUAUGACCAGUGAUAAAUGACGGAUCAAAUUGAGGGAUUUUUUACAAACAGGUGAAAGUUUUUAAUCGCCUUUUUAUUUUAACAGUGUUUUAUUUUCUGUGUUCUGUAAAAAAGCAACAAAUUUUGAAUAAAUGUCCAGAGUAUGAAGUCUGAAGUCCUGCAGCCUGAGGUCAGAGGUCAGACUCACACUGUGACCAGCUGACUUCUGCAGAUUCCUCUGAUUUUUUUCUUUGCUCUGUUUUGUAAAAUAAAAAUGAAAACACACCAAGUCUGUAACUGAAACUGUAUGUGUGUGUCUUUCUGAAUAAAAGC
This is a messenger RNA of Limanda limanda (common dab), 2677 nucleotides long. It is a transcript of the gene tgfbi, whose product is annotated as transforming growth factor, beta-induced. Bases 58 to 2094 code for a protein of 678 amino acids. Lineage: Eukaryota; Metazoa; Chordata; Actinopteri; Pleuronectiformes; Pleuronectidae. The transcript is spliced from 17 exons. Gene Ontology annotation, molecular function: protein binding. The record is from RefSeq and is a predicted model, not a curated record.